Molecule: messenger RNA, 8068 nt
Organism: Anopheles funestus (African malaria mosquito)
Lineage: Eukaryota; Metazoa; Arthropoda; Insecta; Diptera; Culicidae
Gene: Egfr
Product: epidermal growth factor receptor
Exons: 7
Coding region: 1594-6000 (1468 amino acids)
Biological process (GO): positive regulation of kinase activity; multicellular organism development; cell surface receptor protein tyrosine kinase signaling pathway
Cellular component (GO): signaling receptor complex; basal plasma membrane
Molecular function (GO): ATP binding; transmembrane receptor protein tyrosine kinase activity
Source: RefSeq, a predicted model, not a curated record
CACGCAUUCGACCUACGCGAGAGAGUCAACAUGUGUGCGGUUGGCUUAGCAUCCAACUUAACCGAGAGCAGCAGCUCAGUUGCAGUUUGAAGUUGAAAUUUAGAAGAUCGACGGAGGGCUCAGCGUCUUUUCGAGAAAAUAAAAAACGGUGGCUCGUGGUUAACUAUUAUUCGUUACUACCUUAUUUUCCGCUUUAUCCCACCAUUCGAGAGAACGGAACGUAAGAAGCAGCAUAAUACGAUUCGUUGAGAAGAUUCCAUCAUUCACAGACCGUAGUGAACGUUUCAAAGCAAAAAAAAAAACGGCAGCAGGAACAACAACAAAACACACACAACAAAGCUUCUCAGCCAGCAAAGAGGAGGGCUACAGUGUGAGGGCGACCCCGUACAACAUAAGGUCUGUAAUUUUUCGGUACAAGACCGUUUUUCCGUACCACACAUUACCUGGUGGUUGCAGGUGGUGUUGGUGGUGGUGGUUGGGUGAAAGAUGCCUUUACACCGUACGGUGGUGUUCUUGGGCCGCAACCAACCUUCCGGUCGGAGCAGUGCAAGUUUCGUACCGACGAUCGUGUUUUGAGGCGCGCGUUUUCACGGCUCGUUGCUGGUUUGAGAAAAGAAGGGAAAAGUGUACACGUUUAAUGGCGUUGAUCAUUUGAAUUGUUCGACGGAAAAGGCACACAUUGGUGCGGUUUUACGUGUGUGUUUUAUGGCAAAACAGUGAAAAUAGUGCAACGGUCUAUAAUGGUAGAAUUUCGCCCAGAAAGUGAAUCGAGUUCGAUGGAGCAGUGAAUUUCCUGUUGUAUGUGAAGUGAGUAGUGAGUUUGAAGAUUGGGCGUACAAUUGUGUGAACAAGUGUUUCUCUGCACAGUACAGGAAGUACAGUGCGGCCGGUUUGUUUGACGGUGUUCAAGUAUGCGUAUCCAAGGUCAGAAUCAUCCUUCGAUCGGAUGAAAAACUUUCCUUUUUGGCAAUGUUUCACUAGUAGGAGCGAGGAAAAGUAAGGCUUCCUUUUUUGUAGUUUAUUUGAAAUAAAAGUGGUCCAAAAUUGGAGAAUUGGAAGAAAUAGAGAUCGGAAAAGUAUAACCACAAAUAUCGGCAAAUAUAAUACAAAUGGUGAAUGCUAUGAAUUUCGUAAAGUGUUUCCAAGAGAGAAGAAAAACAGUCGACUAUUUACAUCGAAACCAGCAUUAAAGCGCUAACGUUGUAAUUGUACUGCAUUUAUGUAACAUUUGCCUGGCAUCAAGACGUUGAACGACAGUAUUAUAUUAGGGUGUUUCGUUUCGUGUCGUGAAUUUCUUGCCAAUUGAACAAAACCUAUUACAAUACAACGCCAACGAGUGGUGUCGUGCGUGCUAUGGAGCAGCAAACACUUACGGCAACCGUGGCAGCCCACAACAACCACACCGAGCCUAUGAUGAGCUAGUGCCUAAAGUCGUGAAGCAAGUGGUUUUGAACCGAGAUUCAGACAGUGCGGUAGAAUAAACGAGCGGGAGAGAAAGAAAACGAGUGUUGAAAAGAAAAACCCAACAACCUGUUGCAUUGCGCACAAGAGGGAAACGUGACGUGAUAUAUAAAGCCGAGUGAUAAAACAGUGAUGAUGGGUGCGUACGGUGUUAGGGUGAUGACGGUGGCACUAUUGCUGAGCCUGCUCUUUUCAUCUGCGAGCUGCUACAUGCGAGACUUUACGCAUAAACAUGAGAUCAACGAAAUGAGAGUAUGCAUCGGUACCAAUGGACGGAUGUCAGUGCCGGCGAAUCGCGAGUAUCACUUUAAAAAUUUGCGCGAUCGCUACACCAACUGUACGUACGUCGAUGGCAAUCUGGAGAUCACCUGGAUACAGAACAUCACCGACCUCAACUUUCUCCAGCACAUCCGCGAGGUGACGGGUUAUGUGUUGCUCAGUCAUAUCGAUCUGCCCCAGGUUAUCCUGCCGCGGCUACAAAUCAUCCGUGGCCGUACAACGUUCAAGCUGAACAAGUGGGAAGAAGCGUACGGACUGUUCGUAUCGUUUUCGCACAUGAACACACUGGAAUUGCCCGCCCUGCGCGACAUCCUCGGCGGUUCGGUUGGGUUCUUUAACAACUACAAUCUGUGCCACGUCCGAUCGAUCAACUGGGAGGAAAUUCUGUCGGCACCGCAAACCAGCAUGCAGUACACGUUCAACUUCUCGUCACCUGAGCGCGAAUGUGCACCUUGCCAUCCGUCGUGUGAGGCGGGCUGCUGGGGUGAGGGUGCCCACAACUGUCAGCGGUUCAGCAAGCUAAACUGCUCGCCCCAGUGCUCGCAGGGUAGAUGCUUCGGUCCGAAACCUCGCGAAUGUUGCCAUCUGUUCUGUGCCGGCGGAUGUACCGGUCCGACCCAGCAAGACUGUCUAGCGUGUAAGAACUUCUACGACGAUGGAGUCUGCAAACAGGAGUGUCCACCGAUGCAGAUAUAUAAUCCAACGAAUUACUUCUGGGAACCGAAUCCGGAUGGCAAAUACGCUUACGGUGCGACCUGUGUGAGAAAGUGUCCGGAGCAUCUCCUCAAAGAUAACGGUGCCUGUGUGCGAAAGUGUCCGAAGGGGAAGAUGCCACACAACAGCGAGUGUGUACCGUGUAAAGGCGUAUGUCCAAAGACCUGCCCGGGCGAAGGUACCGUGCAUUCAGACAACAUCGGGAACUACAAAGACUGUACCAUCAUUGAAGGAUCGUUGGAGAUUCUCGAUCAAUCGUUCAACGGUUUCCAGCACGUGUACGCAAACUUCUCGUUCGGUCCACGCUACAUCAAGAUGGAUCCCGAACGGUUGGAGGUGUUUUCCACUGUGAAGGAGAUUACGGGUUUUAUCAACAUUCAGGCACAUCACGAGAACUUUACCACGUUAAACUAUUUCCGAAACCUGGAAGUGGUCGGUGGACGUCAGCUGAAGGAGAAUUUGUUCGCCUCGGUGUACAUUGUAAAGACGUCUUUAAAAUCGCUCGAACUGAAGUCACUCAAGCGCGUCAAUUCGGGCUCGAUUGUGAUACUGGAAAAUAGUGAUCUUUGCUUUGUGGAGGAAAUUGAUUGGAGCGAAAUCAAGAAAAGUUCCGACCAUGAGGUGAUGGUGCAGAAGAAUCGUAAUGCUACCGAAUGUCAUACGGAAGGAAUGCAAUGUUCGGAGCAGUGCUUCAGAACUGGAUGUUGGGGCAAAGGACCGGAACAAUGUUUGGAGUGCAAGAAUGUCAAGUACAAAGGAAGGUGUUUGGAUAGUUGCAAGAGCUUGCCAAGAUUGUACCAAGUGGACACAAAAACGUGUGGAGACUGUCAUGCGGAAUGUAAGGAUUUCUGUCACGGUCCAAAUGCGGACCACUGCGGUUCCUGUGUGAAUGUGAAGGAUGGUCGGUUCUGUGUGGCAGAGUGUCCCAUCAUGAAGCAUGCAAUGAACGGCACGUGUAUUAAUUGUCACAAAACGUGCGUUGGAUGCCGAGGUCCUCGGGAUACGAUCGCUCCUGAUGGUUGUAUCUCGUGCGAAAAGGCAAUCAUCGGUAGUGAUGCGACCAUCGAACGGUGUCUGAUGAAGGAUGAAUCUUGUCCAGAUGGAUACUACAGUGAUUACGUGCUGCAGGAGGAAGGUCCACUAAAGCAACUGUCCGGUAAAGCCGUAUGCCGCAAGUGUCAUCCACGCUGCAAGAAGUGCACUGGAUACGGGUUUCACGAACAAUUCUGUCAGGAAUGUACCGGCUACAAGAAGGGCGAACAGUGUGAAGACGAAUGUCCGCAGGAUUAUCACGCGAACGAGGAAACGCGCGUCUGUGUGCCGUGCCAUCAGGAAUGUCGCGGUUGUCAUGGAAUCGGUGCCGAUCAAUGUGACGAGUGUCGCAAUUUGAAACUCUUCGAAGGUGACCCGUACGACAACUCGACAGCGUUCACGUGCGUUUCAAACUGCCCUGCCUCACAUCCUUACAAGCGUUUCCCACAGGAGGCGGGUAAACUUGGACCUUACUGCUCGGCCGACCCACUCCAGAGUGGGUUACGAAUUGAGCCACAAACACAGGUGAAGAUCGUGAUGGGAAGUGUCGUGGUGCUAGUGCUGGUAUGCAUAGUGUUUGGAAUAGUAUUCGUCCUGUUCAGCCGUCACAAGAACAAGAAGGAUGCGGUCAAGAUGACGAUGGCACUGGCCGGAUGUGAAGAUUCGGAACCACUGCGCCCAUCGAACGUUGGCCCAAAUCUGACGAAGUUACGCAUCAUUAAGGAGGCUGAGAUUCGGCGAGGAGGUGUUCUGGGUAUGGGAGCAUUCGGACGAGUGUUCAAGGGUGUCUGGAUGCCGGAAGGCGAGAGUGUGAAGAUUCCCGUCGCGAUCAAGGUACUGAUGGAGAUGUCCGGAUCGGAGUCGAGCAAGGAGUUCCUAGAGGAAGCGUACAUUAUGGCAUCAGUGGAGCAUCCGAACUUGCUGAAGCUGUUGGCAGUUUGUAUGACCUCACAAAUGAUGCUGAUCACGCAGCUAAUGCCACUCGGUUGUUUGCUGGACUACGUGCGCAACAAUAAGGACAAGAUUGGAUCGAAGGCACUUCUGAACUGGUCCACACAGAUUGCACGCGGUAUGGCCUAUCUGGAGGAACGCCGUCUUGUGCAUCGUGAUCUGGCCGCUCGUAACGUACUGGUGCAAACUCCUUCGUGUGUCAAGAUUACCGAUUUCGGUUUGGCGAAGCUCCUCGACUAUGAUUCCGAUGAGUACCGUGCGGCUGGUGGCAAGAUGCCAAUCAAGUGGCUUGCGCUGGAGUGCAUCCGGCAUCGUGUGUUCACGAGCAAGAGUGACGUGUGGGCGUUCGGAAUAACUAUUUGGGAACUGCUCACGUACGGUGCGCGGCCGUACGAGAAUGUACCCGCCAAGGACGUCCCGGAGCUGAUCGAAAUUGGUCACAAACUGCCUCAGCCGGAUAUUUGCUCACUGGAUGUGUACUGCAUUUUGCUUUCCUGCUGGGUGUUGGAUGCUGAUGCGAGACCCACCUUUAAACAGCUGGCCGAAACGUUCGCCGAAAAGGCACGGGAUCCGGGACGGUAUCUGAUGAUCCCUGGUGAUAAGUUUAUGCGCUUGCCCUCGUACACCAAUCAGGACGAGAAGGAUCUGAUACGUACACUGGCACCGGUUGCGAUGGCGGCGGCUGCGGCCGCUGCUUCAACCGUCGAUGUGCCUAGCACGAUUGCGGAAACGGACGAGUACCUGCAGCCAAAGACGAGACCUUCAAUCAUGUUACCGGGACCGUCGGCGGUCGACCCGUCGGAUGAGGUACCAAAGUCACUGCGCUACUGCAAGGAUCCGCUCAAGCCGGACGAUGAAACGGACGGCAAUGGUAAGGAGGUCGGUGUCGGUGGCAUCCGGCUGAACUUGCCGCUGGACGAAGAUGAUUACCUGAUGCCAACUUGCCAAAGCCAAAACCAGUCCACGCCGGGCUACAUGGAUCUGAUCGGUGUGCCGGCGAGCGUUGACAAUCCCGAGUAUUUGAUGGGUUCGACGCAAGCAAUUGCGGCAAUGGCCCAGGGUUCCAUGGGAUCCCACACGCCACCGCCAAACUCUCCCCACGGUAUGCCAAUGCAGACCGCCUCCCAGCACUCCCAGAUACAGCCACAACCCAUUCAGCAACCACUGCAGGUACUGCAGCAUCAGUACCAGCAGCAGCUUCAGCAGCAGCAACAGCAACAACAGCAGCAACAUCAGCAGCAGUUGCAGCACCAUCAUCAACAGCAACUGUCCCAAUCGUCGUCGCACCACUCUUCCGCCUCCAACGGACCCAACCCGCCAAUCAGCCAUACACCUUCCCUCAGUAACGCUAGCAGUAGUGUCGGUCUGAAACAGUCCGAUUCCAUCCUUCAGAUGCAAACGACGGGCGGUGUGCUGCAUCAGCAGCAAUCGUCACCACCGACGCAAACGAUCGGUAUCCCACUGUCACCGACGGAAACGGAAGCGACCUCCUCCGAGCACGAGUACUACAACGAUUUGCAGCGCGAGCUGAUUCCGUUGCAUCGUAACGAAACGACUGUCUAGUUUUGUCCCACCAUAAAGCGGAACAGGACGCAUAACUAGCUUGCCACAGGACUGAGAAAACGCCUCCAAUGCCGUAAUAGCCGUACAACGAACCGUAAGUCUGCAGGAGGCGACCAGAAUUGUUUUAUGUGUUUAAUGUUUAUAGUUUAUCCUUAGCAGUAGUACCUAGCGACCGCAAGUGCCUUUGAGAUAGCAGAAGUUAUUCGUAUCCGAACGUGUGUCGGCUCGCGUGUAAAGCCGAUCGGAGCAGAUACACGUUUGCAUUUAGCAGAAGUUUUAGUUGAGGGAGUACAGAAGCAUGUACAUAAAGAGAUACUGACAAAUAUCACAUAGCUAUUAUGCGUGCGUAUAAAGGCACCGAGUAAGAGACAUAUAAUGCGUAAGACGGUACUUAAAAGCCCACCAGGCAAAAACCAGGCAACAGAUACACGUAAAUAGUUACAAUAUGGCCGAUAUCGAACGUAGUACAACGUAGUGCAGCAAUAGCUGAGUGUGGUCCAAAAAAGUACGAUCGAGAAGAAGAGGGAAGAACAAACAAAGAACACAGUGCUUACAAAUUCCGUCAAGCCGUUUGCUGCCAUGUAAUCAACAUUUAAAAAAAACUCGGCCGUCUGAGAUAGGAUGCGCACCAGAAGCUAGGUAGAUGCGAUCAAGCCGUGCUCGAUGAUGCCCCCGAUGAGGAGAUGAUUUUAUUUCAUUAGAAUACCUGUGAUACUACUUUUAAAAUUCGUACUUUUACAAACAUUUUUUUUUAUAUAACGGUAAGCUCUCGCGCGAGCUUUUGUCGUUGUUGCGUAAGGGUUGCAACGAGCAUAGGAGAACCGUCGGUGUAUACGGGCACUUGAUCAGCAGUUGAACUACAAAAUCAAUUACGAGUAGCUGUUAUGAAUGCAAUGAAUAGAUUUCCUUUAUCGCAAAACCCAAACGUCUUGCUGCAAAUUCUGCCCCAUUUUACAAGAAGCUGAUAUAGAGAAGACUUGUUCGAAAGGAUGGCUCACGUUUUAAAUACUUAUUAUACGACACUUGCGGUCUCCCCCAACCUUAGUUGUCCCACCCACAUGCUUGCCUGCAUACGAAUGCUACUUAAAAAAACAGAUGAUGGAUUGUGAUGCUUCUUCCUAGCGAUCGCUUCCAUCGUCCCCGUACGUUCUUCUUAGUGUACUUCGAGGCUUAAGUGGUCCUCUCCCUGUGUAACUCCUCUUUUGCCAGCUGUACUAGCAAAUCAGUAGAAUGAAAAACAACCGGAACGAUACAUUUAUUUUCUGCGUACUAUUAGUGGUAAUUCCUUGUAGUAGUUGGUUGUAUCUAGGGAACGAGUAUCUACGAUGUGUACAUAUAUACAAUAUACUGCAUCCAAUCCGUAUUGACUGCAAUGGAAACCGAUCGAAUAAACAAAUUAAAAUUUGUGUAUCACGUAGGAAACGAUAUAUUUGUACAUAGAGCUAGGACAGGUAGCAGUAGGGAAGUGUUAUGGUGACCACGUCGUAUAUUGAAUAGCGCUCAGUUUUAGACGAGCUAACAGGCCGAUGCUCGGUAAGUGAAGGGUUUUAAUUUUAAAGUGUAGAACAAAACAUGUCGAAUGCCAGGCACGCUUAAGCUAUUUCAAACACCCGCACAUACGAAUAGAGAAGGGUGCAUAUCGUGGCUGUGUCCUGCGGAACGUUGUCCCUCCGCUGGGAGAGCUGGGUAGACGAACAACGAAAGCAAUAGAAACAAAAACACACCGCAAAAGCAAUAACUUAGCGUCAGGUUUGUGGCGCCUUUUACGAGUUCCACUCCUUUGAAACGUAUCAACGAUAGACACGUAUACUAUUACGAAAUCGUGCCAUUGUGAAGUCUUCGUUAACACGUUUGCUGGAUGUUAGUGAUAUAAGAAGCUACCCAGCUCAGUGCGCUUCGUCUGUACCUUUACCUAUGCGGAAAGGACACGCGAGCAGCAGGGGCAACAGCCACGGACACAGCUGGGCUAUAUGCAACCUUCCUUCUGGAUGUGCUCAUGUUAAGCGAAAUGUAUCGAGGGAUCCUUACUUGUUGACAGUUUUAAAUUAUACGUAUUUUAAAAUAAUAA